Messenger RNA from Brassicogethes aeneus, 1570 nucleotides. The record is from the annotation of a GenBank genome assembly. NCBI's taxonomy places the organism in Eukaryota, Metazoa, Arthropoda, Insecta, Coleoptera, Nitidulidae.
CUGUAUUUCAGUCUGAAAACAUGGCCGAUGUUAUUGAAUUGAUGCGUAUGAGCUUAAACUCAAUUAAAAGAGUUGAUCCAUAUGUUAAAGAAAUUUUGUCGACAGCAACUCACGUAGCUCUUUACAAGUUCAACACAGCGCAAAACGAGUGGGAAAGAACGAACACUGAAGGCGCAUUAUUCGUUUACAGCCGAAAUGGCGAGCCGUACCACAGCAUUAUGGUUAUGAACAGACUUAACGCUAAUAAUGUGAUAGAACCCAUUGUGAAGGAGUUUGAUUAUCAGAUGCAAGUGCCCUUUUUACUCUACAAGAAUUCCAAGAACAAGAUUUUUGGUAUUUGGUUUUUCAAUCGAGAAGAGUGCAUUAAUAUCACAUAUUUGAUCGAGUCUAUCAUGGAUGGUCUUAAGGGAAAAUCUGACGGGUCCUCGCUAAAAAAGGAAAACGGAAUUGAUAUAUUUAGUAUGCUUUCCAAAGCACAAGAGGACUUCAACAAAACCCCGACGAAGCAGAACUCCGUGCCAUCGUUUUCGUCAACGCCUCGCGUACCGGACGUAACCUCACAAAGCGUGAUGGAAUUUUUCGCCAAAUCUCAGGCCGCUGCGCCUGUUAGCAGCGAGCAGCACGUUUUACAGAGACUCAUGUCGAAUCCCGCGCACAGCGUCGAGCACAUAGAGAAACAACAGAGAUCCAUAACGCCGCAGGAGCUGGUCAACAUGCGGCAGAAACCGGCCAACCCCUGCGCGGACCGCAGGAGCGUCCCCAUCUCCUUCCCCAGCACCAGCGGGGCCGACAAAAAUUCAAUUUCCGACGACGGCAUUCGAAUUUCCCCGUUCAAAGACAAAUCCCAAAUGAGCGCGUCUCCGUUGCUGAAUCUGAUGCACAAUACGCAGCACGCGUACGCACACAGCGCGCAGGAUGAGAGCAAAGGGUUCCAGCAGCUGAUGUCGAAGGUUCAGAGCGUGGAAAAACCGCAGCUGAUGACGCCCAUGAUGUUUCAGACCACCAAUGCCAAGGAAAAAGUGCACGACGACAGGCCUGAUUUGUUGACGGAAAAACAAUUGGCGCAGGCGUUGAUAUUCCUGCUGAAAAACGAUUCUCAUUUCACCAAGGUUAUCCAUGAGGCGUACGUUAGUUCCCUGAUGGAAAGUUUAAAUUUAAGCAACAACAAUAAGUCCAAGAUAUAAGCGACUUUUUUCGACGACCUAUUUAAUUUUUUGUUUAAAUCAAUGUGAUAAUUAAUUGUGACUUACAUUGCUUGAAAUGUUCAUUGAAUUUUACUCCUACUUUAUUGGUUAAACAUGAAAUAUUUGUGAUUAAAAUUAAUAUCUACAAAAUACAACCCAUGUUGUUGUUAUCUGGGUAAAGUAAUUUGAAUUAAAACUGAAUCUAGUGAAAGACAUGAUGAAAAAUAUCCCAGUGUAAAAAUAAAACUUGUGCAUAUUUUAAUACCUAAUUAAUUCAUCAAAAAGUGUAUAAUCAUGAUUUUACAAACUGAUAAUCUAAACAUUUUACUCAAAUAGCUUUUGAAUAAAAUGUGAUGAUAGCCUUGUGAAUUAAGUUUUUAAAUUAC